UUGAAAAAACGGGAAGAGCAAGCGAUUAAAGUGACACUCCAUCAUUUGACGGCGAAGUGAGCGCAAACUAGGAGGAGAAGUUCGAAUUGGAGAGCGCUUUAAUUUCCGAACGAACGCCCUAAAAAGUCCCUGAUCCUCCAAUAAUUACAUUGUAAAGUUCGACCUGCGCACAAUUGCGCCAACUGGAGCAAAAAUUUGUUUGGUGCUGUGAGAUGAUCUCGUAUGUAUUCAAAACCUUUGUGCACGGUGUUUUCUUGAAAAUCUCCAAGUUUGCUGGUCAGCUAAACAAACAGAUUAUUGUCAGGAUCUGUAGAUGCUGUCUUUGUAAUUGAGAUAGUUCAGUAUUUGAGCAAUUUGCACCAAAAUUUCUCUGAUGAUUCUUAAAUAAGCAGAGAGUCCAGUACCUUAAGAAGUCAUGAAUAUUGCAGCUCUGAUGACUUCUGCUGGCAUCAACAUAGCCCUCUGUAUCUUGUUUCUCUGUCUGUAUUCCAUCUUGAGAAAACAGCCCAGCAAUUUCAGUGUUUAUUUUCCUCGAAAACUUGCAGAAGAACAAUUGAAGAAACAAGACUCUUUUAGUUUGGACAGGUUAAUACCUUCUGCUGGCUGGAUUAUGAAGGCAUGGGAAACAUCAGAAGAGGAUAUUUUGGCAUAUGCUGGCUUAGAUGCUCUGGUAUUCAUCAGAAUUUUUGUUUUCAGUAUACGUAUAUUUGGGAUCUCUGCUCUCCUAUGUAUCUUUGUUCUACUUCCAAUAAAUUACACUAGUGCAAAAUUUCAGCCUGGAGAUUUUUCUCGUAUUGCUUCUGAAUCAUUAGAUAUAUUCACCAUUUUACACAUUCCAGGUGGCUCAAAAAGGCUUUGGGCACAUGUUUUUGCUCUCUAUGUGAUUACCGGUGCUGCUUGUUUCCUUCUUUAUUUUGAGUACAAACAUAUUGCUGAACGAAGGCUUGCCGUUUUCAAUAAUUCUCUUCCUCGGCCUAAUCAUUUCACCAUUCUUGUUCGUGGAAUCCCAAUAUCAGAUAAGAAUAGCUUGAGUGAUACAGUGGAACGUUUCUUCACUCAGUACUAUCCUUUAACUUAUCACUCACAUCAGAUGAUUUACCGAACUGGCAGGGUGCAGGCACUUAUGGAUGAUGCAGAAAAGAUAUAUAAAAAGAUUGUGCAUUUCAAAUCCCAGAAUAAUUUUCAAAGACAAGCACAUCCAGUUGGCUGUCUAGGUCUUUGUGGUAGAAAGAUGGAUCCUCUAGAUUUGUACACAAAGAAACUUGAGCUUGUUGAGCGAAAUGCUAGGCAUGGAAAUUCCGAUCAUUUUCAAGAAGCAAAGGAACUUCCUGCUGCAUUUGUUUCCUUUAAGUCACGAAUUAGUGCAACUGUUGCUGCACAGGUUCGUCAAUCAUCAAAUCCCAUGUUGUGGAUGACAGAGCUGGCACCUGAGCCUGAAGAUGUUUAUUGGUCAAACCUUUCUAUACCAUGUAGACAGUUAUGGUUUCGUAAAAUUGUGGUUCUUUUGGGAUCUAUUGCUCUUUCAUUUGUAUUCUUUAUUCCUGUCGCAUUUGUACAAGGCCUUUCACAAUUGGACCAGCUACAAAGAUAUUUUCCUUUCCUCCAUAAGGUUCUGAGAACGAAAUUCGCAAGUCAGUUUAUAACUGGAUACUUACCUAGUGUCAUUCAACAAUUAUUUAUGUACACCAUUCCACCCAUAAUGAUGUUUUUCUCAGCAAUUCAAGGGUGUGUUUCUUACAGUGGAAAGAAAAAGAGUGCAUGUGCCAAGAUGAUCUACUUCUCAGUUUGGAAUUUGUUCUUUGUAAAUGUUCUUUCAGGAUCUGUCAUUGGUCAGAUCAAUACCAUUAUUUCCAACCCAAAAGAAUUACCCAAUCGACUUGCAAAACAAGUUCCUAUCCAGGCAACUUUCUUUACCACUUAUAUUUUGACAUCUGGAUAUGCAAGUUUAUCAUCAGAACUUUUACAACUAUUUUCAUUGAUAUCAAAUGUUUGUACACUAUGUACCUCUAAGAGUACCAGAGUUGCGCAGUCUGUACCAUCAUUUCCUUACCAUCAAGAAAUUCCUAAAGUUCUACUUUUUGGGCUUCUUGGAUUUACUUGUUCUGUGUUGGCGCCUUUAAUUCUUCCCAUUCUUCUUUUGUACUUUUCACUUGGAUUCAUCAUUUACCGUAAUCAGGUGCUGAAUGUAUACUGUUACAAAUACGAUACGGGAGGACAGUAUUGGCCAGUUGUGCAUAAUGGCACAAUAUUCUCUUUGAUCUUGACACAAGUAAUUGCACUGGGAGUGUUCGGGGUAAAGAAAUUUCCAUUAGCUUCAGGGUUGAUGGUCCCACUAAUUGUGUUUAGUCUUCUUUUUAAUGAAUACUGCAGGCAACGUUUCUAUCACAUUUUUGAAAAUUACUCUGCAGAGAUUCUAAUAGACAAGGACAGAGAAGAUGACCAAAGCGGCCAACUCGAUAACUUCCUUGAGACCUUAGAUUCUAAAUAUUUGCAUCCAACUUUACAACCAGUGGAAUUAUCUGACUCUGAGAAUAACAAAGAAGUUAAUGCGAUUUCUGAGGGAAAUUUAAGAACCAGCAUGAUUAACUAUCCACUCUUUAGAAUAUUUCACUUAUCACGGCUUAAAGAGAUUUACUUGUGGUUGUCAAUGACUUUGUCAUAUCAAGAGAGGCGAGUAUCAAAAUAAACAAAAUUGAAUUGUGUUGCAGGAUCUGCUUAUACAUAAGAAGAGGCCUAUCCUGCCGUUAGGUAUUUUGAAUUUCCUGCACUUUCUCCCAGUUUGUGCUGCUCUACCUUACAAAGUUACAAAAGCAAUUGAAUGAUUGGAGUGCAUUUAGGCAGACAAAAGGAACUUGUAAAUACUGGCUGCAAUUUUAUUAUUUUUUUAUAAGUUGCAUUCCAAUUUUUGUAUCUAUAUCAUUCAGUUUGUACAGACCAUUUCAAUUCUAUGUAAUACAUUCAUUGUGUAAAAUAUAUUUAUGUAUAGCCAUUCUCCAUUAUAAUCA
Molecule: messenger RNA, 3005 nt
Organism: Cryptomeria japonica (Japanese cedar)
Lineage: Eukaryota; Viridiplantae; Streptophyta; Pinopsida; Cupressales; Cupressaceae
Product: CSC1-like protein RXW8
Exons: 11
Coding region: 416-2686 (756 amino acids)
Cellular component (GO): plasma membrane
Molecular function (GO): calcium-activated cation channel activity
Source: RefSeq, a predicted model, not a curated record